GGAAAAAAUAUAUAUUUAUAGAAAGGACUUUCUGGCUUAGACGCGAUGAAUCGAGAAGUCUCCGUCCAUCGGAAUCUCAACAUUUUAAAAGCUCUGCAAUAAUCCAGCCGAAACUCGAAUUUGAGAUUCCAUUGAUCCUCUAAAAACUCUCUCGACCAUUUUCUUGGCCGCCAAACACCUUUGAUUCAAGCUUUGUUUCUUUGUUUUUCUUCCAACUUGUAAUUGGGAUGUGGAAUCAGCAGCGGAAGUAUGAUGUGGAGGGCGGAACAACGCCGCUGUACCCGACGAUGUUGGAGAGCCCACAGCUCCGAUGGGCUUUUAUUCGGAAGAUUUACUCUAUCAUUACCAUCCAACUGCUCGCCACCAUUGCCGUCGCCGCUACUGUUGUUAAUGUUCGACCAAUCUCUACCUUCUUUAACUCUACAGGGGCAGGCCUGGCUUUAUACAUCAUUCUCAUUCUUACGCCCUUUAUAACGAUGAUUCCGCUCUCUUGUUACUAUCAGAAGCACCCUGUCAAUUUUGUUCUUUUGGGUAUUUUCACGAUAUCUUUUGCGUUUGCGAUUGGGUUGACUUGCGCGUUUACAAGCGGGAAAGUCAUUCUUGAGGCUGCAGUUCUGACCGCGGUGGUUGUGGUGAGUCUAACUCUCUACACAUUUUGGGCUGCCAAAAGAGGCCAGGAUUUCAGCUUCCUUGGUCCAUUUCUAUUUGGUGCUCUGAUUGUCCUCCUGAUAUUUGGUCUGAUUCAGGCCUUCUUUCCAUUGGGUCGGACUUCCAUGAUGGUUUAUGGGUGUCUAGCGUCCAUCAUUUUCUGUGGAUACAUCGUUUACGACACAGACAAUCUCAUAAAAAGAUACUCAUACGACGAGUACAUAUGGGCGUCCAUUGCCUUAUAUUUAGACAUCAUCAACCUUUUCCUCUCCCUACUGUCGAUCUUCAGAGCAGCUGACAAUUGAAGAGGGUUUUGGUUUGCUACGUAGUUAAAUGUUCCCCGGAUUUCCCCUUUGUGUGAAACAGGGUCAUUGUUAUUAAUAAAUGGUGUGUAAGCUUCAUAUCUCUCUUCCUCUACGGUUAAUAGCACCAUUAUAGAACAUCAAACUGUAAAGUUUCUGUUGCUGUUGACCGAUGGAUCUCUGGAUUGAAUCUCAUACCAAUUGUAAGUUGUAGUUAAAUGGAUAGUAUUCCGAAAUGCACAUACUUCUUUCUUGCUUGCUA
Molecule: messenger RNA, 1212 nt
Organism: Benincasa hispida (wax gourd)
Lineage: Eukaryota; Viridiplantae; Streptophyta; Magnoliopsida; Cucurbitales; Cucurbitaceae
Product: protein LIFEGUARD 2-like
Cellular component (GO): membrane
Source: RefSeq, a predicted model, not a curated record